Lepisosteus oculatus (spotted gar) is the source of this 797-nucleotide messenger RNA. The record is from RefSeq and is a predicted model, not a curated record. NCBI's taxonomy places the organism in Eukaryota, Metazoa, Chordata, Actinopteri, Semionotiformes, Lepisosteidae.
AUGUUAAAAGCAAAGCGCCACGAGUUGUAUUCAUACGAACAGUUGGUUAAGAAACCACACUUCCUUCCGGAACAGAGGUGGAAGAAUUUCAGCACCAUGGACAGCAGCAGGCGACUAGUCCAGGUGAUCAUGGACAUGCAACACGAAAUCAAUCAACUGGAGUCCGAAAACCGAGCACUCCGUGGCGGACUCGGCCAGUCUGCGGUGGGGUCAGUAAAUGAGGACACUUCAUCCCUGUCUUCUGCAUUUCAUCAGAAAGGUGUAGCCGAAGAGAGCGCUGCCCAGUCCAAUUUAAGACGGAAUGUGUCAGCGCCUGCCCUAGAAGGCCCAUUUCGAGAAAAACUUAUAAUGACUGUAAGACGAUAUUCAGUUUCAUCCAAUGCUCCCCCCAAAACCAAGAAAAAACAAACUCUGAGCCAAGUCCUGGAGGAGGUAGAACUGAAGGAGCAAAAUAAUGAACGACUGCAAGGGAACAGCCCUGGAGGUGGGGCACCUGUGUUGACAAAUGUGCUGCAGGAUCAGUCCAGCACAAGGCCUCCCAGCAGCUUAGCAAAGGAAAAGCUCUGCAACAGACGGUCUCUAAAGGAGCACAUUCACAAAAACAGGACAAAAGUGAAAUCUGUCACAUUCCUUCUACCAGUAGAAGAUUCCAGUACUACUGACAACCACCGCCCAACAAAGAACUAACUCCGGGAUCAGAAUUCUGGUGGUGGAAAAGGAUUUGUAGAGGGGGAACGUGACUGACGUUGUGUGUGAUUCUGAUCACUGAAGGCCCCCGUUUUUAUAGGUCAGCUAGA